AUGGCAUCUACCAGAGCUAGCCCGGCUUGUGGGAACUGCAGAUCUAGGAGAAUCAAGGUUGGCUUCUCACUUCCACAAAAAUUCCCCAGCCUUUGCAAUCUUCUCCGGCCAAGAUGUAGCCAGUGCGCUCGAGCCGGUCUAAGCUGCACUGGUUAUAGGUCUCAGUCAGAUCUACUUUUUCGAGAUCAGACUAAGUCAACGAUUCAAAAGUUGCAUGCUUCAAGUAGCAGGGUGACCAAAACUAACAAGCAUCCCACUUGUUGGAGCCUAGUCGCUGUAGAACCCACUUUCAAUAUCGAAGAACUUGCACAGAAAGUAUUUUGGGACAACUUUGCAAUCUUGGGGGAUAGGUGUAGGCACUGGAUGGAUUCCGUUGCAGAGGACCCAUCUUCCGCCACUACCAGCCUUACCUCAGUUGGUCUCGCUGCACUUGCUGUUGUCCACAAAGAUCCUGACAUGAUGGAUUUGGCGCGAAGAAAAUACAACUUUGCGAUAAGGGUCCUUACUAAAGCAAUCAUUGGCGACCGGGACUCUGGAAUUGAACAAUCUAUCGCUGGAAGUUUUAUGUUGUCCAUCUUCGAGAUGAUAACAUGCGAUAACCACUCCUCGCCACAUGCCUGGCAAAAGCAUGUCCACGGCGCUGCUGCAUUCUUAGGCUAUUUAUGUUCUGCCAAUGGUUUACCAGCCUCACCAGUGAAGGAAAUUAUAGAGAUCUGCUACACUACAGCACUUGCGUGUCUUAUCAGUGGAAAAACGGUUCCACAUUUCUUACUAGAAUUACCAGGCCGCUUUGGAGCAGCAUCGAAUACUUCACAAGACAAUGAGGAUCCUUUGUUAUCCGCAAUGAGACUCUUUGCUAUCAUGGGCACCUUGGUGAAUAUUCGUGGAUUGGCGAACCGGUGCCUUUUCUUACCCAGUCAGCUAGUUGUACUGGCCAUAAAAACCGAUCAAGCCCUCCAAAACUGGGGAACUUCACUUCCUGCGUCAUGGAGUUAUCACAAGCUUUCUAAAGGGCCACAAUACAUUUAUCAAGACGUUUGGAAUGCUCGAAUGUGGAACUACUAUCGCCUAGCCCGCAUUCUAGCAAACAGGAUGAUCAUUGACAAUUUCAACAUCCUGUCACCCUCAAUGUUACCUUUCAAAUUACAACAUGGCCAGUCAUACUCCACCAUUUCGCUACUAUUACAGGAGAUCUACAUGAGUCUGCCUUUCAUGUUCAACUCGGAACAAAUGCCUGCUACCUCCCUCCCAAUAUCGUCAUCCCUUUUCUUCACGACCACCCUAUUGCAAUCUCUGUCGGAACUCACAGAUAGAGAUUCCCUCAUUCAAGACUGGUCAUUUCCAGCAUAUGAAGUCCUAGGAGAAAGGUUCGAUUUUACCAAGGGCAUCGUGAUGCAGAAUCUUUACUAG
Messenger RNA from Penicillium hordei, 1410 nucleotides. RefSeq names its product Zn(II)2Cys6 transcription factor domain-containing protein. Bases 1 to 1410 code for a protein of 469 amino acids. Gene Ontology annotation, biological process: regulation of DNA-templated transcription. The record is from RefSeq and is a predicted model, not a curated record. Lineage: Eukaryota; Fungi; Ascomycota; Eurotiomycetes; Eurotiales; Aspergillaceae. Gene Ontology annotation, molecular function: DNA-binding transcription factor activity, RNA polymerase II-specific; zinc ion binding. The transcript is spliced from 4 exons.